This is a messenger RNA of Emiliania huxleyi CCMP1516, 216 nucleotides long. RefSeq lists its product as hypothetical. The coding region runs from base 1 to 216 and encodes 71 amino acids. The record is from RefSeq and is a predicted model, not a curated record. The transcript has 2 exons. Lineage: Eukaryota; Haptophyta; Isochrysidales; Noelaerhabdaceae. Gene Ontology annotation, molecular function: oxidoreductase activity.
AUGGGACUGAUCCUCGUCGACAAGCUCAUCGGCCGCCUGCGCGGCAAGGAGCCGGUCGAGCUACUGCGCGAGGUCUCUCCGACCAAGGACGUGAUGCACCUGAGGAUGCGCCUGUCGAGCGGGCGCCGCUUCAAGUUCCAGGCGGGCCAGUACAUUUUCCUGCAGGCGCCGGGCAUUUCCGGGGAGUGGCACCCAUUCACGCUACAGCAGCUGUAA